AGGGUUCUGACGAGUGAAAGGUCGUUCGGUGGGCUCGACGCACAGAUCUCGGAUCACAGGCUAGAGAGAGAGAAGACCACAGAGAUGGCAGCGGCCGCGGCGGCGUCGAUGCGGUGCUUCCUACUACUCAUCGUUGCGAUCGUCCUCGUCCUCGUCCAGGCUAAAGAAUCUAAGGGAAGUUCAAAGGAAGUAUCACACAAGGUCUACUUUGAUGUUGAGAUCGGUGGAAAGCCUGCUGGUCGCAUAGUUAUGGGUCUUUUCGGAAAAACUGUGCCUAAGACAGCAGAAAACUUCCGAGCUCUAUGCACAGGUGAGAAAGGUGUAGGCAAGAGCGGGAAAGCUCUUCACUUCAAGGGGAGUACUUUUCACAGAAUAAUACCCAGCUUUAUGAUCCAAGGAGGUGACUUCACACAUGGAGAUGGAAGGGGUGGAGAAUCUAUUUAUGGCAUGACAUUUGCUGAUGAAAACUUCAAGCUCAAACACACCGGGCCAGGAUUCCUGUCAAUGGCAAAUGCUGGCCGUGAUACCAACGGAUCUCAGUUUUUCAUCACAACUGUGACAACUAGCUGGUUGGAUGGUAAACACGUUGUUUUUGGGAAAGUUCUAUCGGGCAUGGAUGUGGUGUACAAGAUUGAAGCAGCAGGGAAGCAGAAUGGAUCACCUAAAAGCGAAGUCGUGAUUGCCGACAGCGGGGAACUGCCUUUAUGAGACCCUUUUUUAACUUUUUUCAAUAAGCUAGCUUUUUAAGAUGCUGCAUCUGAUCAUUUUAUUGGCGAAACAUUGCUGGAUCAGAACUGGAGAAACCUUAUGGUUGGUAGUGAAUUGUGUUUUUUGCCCAUCUGCCAUUACAAUAGCUCAGAUUCCCAGCA
Messenger RNA from Musa acuminata AAA Group (dessert banana), 869 nucleotides. RefSeq names its product peptidyl-prolyl cis-trans isomerase CYP20-1-like. Gene Ontology annotation, cellular component: intracellular membrane-bounded organelle. Gene Ontology annotation, molecular function: peptidyl-prolyl cis-trans isomerase activity. The record is from RefSeq and is a predicted model, not a curated record. Lineage: Eukaryota; Viridiplantae; Streptophyta; Magnoliopsida; Zingiberales; Musaceae. Gene Ontology annotation, biological process: protein folding; protein peptidyl-prolyl isomerization. Bases 85 to 708 code for a protein of 207 amino acids. The transcript has 7 exons.